GUGCACGCGCGCACCCUCGUACAGCGGGGAUAUAAUGAGAAGACGAGCGGGGAAUUAAUUGAAGUGGCGAUGUAAGAAGCAUACUUUCGGACGUGUCUGGCGUCUCGUAAUUAUUCUCUCUUACGGAACUGCUGCGCUGUAAUUAAAUUGUUAAAUCGCACAGGGGAAUGAAAGGCUCGAGUUACUUGUCGCGCUCGUUGCGAUGGAACUGUGCAGUUUAUCGUGCCGGAGAAAUAUAGGCUGUCUAUAUUUUAUUACUAUCUUUGACGUGUAAUUACGUAAAAUUAUUACAGCAUAAAACAAUUAUUUCCGUGUAUUUUAAACCGGCACUUCCGUACCUCGAGAGGCCUUCCGGCAUCUAUCUAUUGAAUUUCGAUGAAUGAAGGCGGCCACGGUGCGGCGCACGCUACUCCCGCGCGUAAUCGUUUACGCAAGAGAGACACACUCGACGAAAAGGAUGUGCGAAAGGAAGCCGCGGCCACGGUGACGUGGGCAUAUUUCCCAUCCGCACGAGAAAAAGAAUACCGAGUCUCCCAGCUCGUUUCCUAUCCCCCGCCGCGAACGUGACACGAACAUUAUACGCACACACGAGCCGCGAGCGAGCGGGAGGAACAACCGCGCGACGGGUGACAACCCCUUCUCGAGAGUUGCGGUCGCGCAGGACUGUUUUGGUUUGAUUUUAGCGCAUUCCCGCUUAUUUAACCGUACCGAGCGUACUCACGCCUUACAGAAAACAAUGUCUCAUCCAGUGACGUCUGAGUAUAUCCCGUUGAUCGUCGGAACAAUGGCUGACAAAGUGACAUCGCUACGUCGUUGUCAACGGUCAUUGUUUCGCGAACAAUUUUAUUUCUCUCUCCCUCUCUCUCUCUCUCUCUCUCUCUCUCUCUCCUCUUUCUGACGCGGUUGCGUAAUUCUUUUGUAAGCGUGAAAUCGAUAGGGCAGAUAACGACGAAGGAAUAAAGUAGCGGCAGUUUUUGUCCGGACUGUCGUAACGGCACCGCGUCCGUACUCUUCGCAAGGGUGCAUAAUAUUGCACAUUGGAUGCACCUUGCGCGAAUGCCGCAACCUGUCGGCAAAAUUUGAGUUAUUGACGAUGGGGUCGCAAAGAAUAAGAGUCAUUUAACGUUGCAACCGGCAUACAAAGCCAAAUGGGGAGAGGGGUACGAACGAGGUCAUCGAUGAAGGGGUUGCGCCUUUGCCAACAUGUAUUUAGCAGUAAGUAUUUUCAUCGCAGUUGUUCUUCUCCCUCUCCCAAACACUAAUCGACACUUAUAAAUUUAUAUUAGCUCUUAUAUAUUAUAUUAGCACCACCAUUAAAAAGUUUUUAUCGCGUACGUGUCGAAGAGAGCGUCGAAUUCUCGCGAGUAUCCGUUGUAUCGAUCAAACAAGCCUUCGAUUUCAUCUCGUCAACUCGAUACAGAUCCAAUUUGCCCUCCUUUUCCCCAAGCCAUAACGACGUUUCUUUCCGCACGUAAGUCGAUUUGGUGUCUCCUUCGCGCAAAUUAAAUUUCACGCGGCAGGGAAAGAUAGUUCAUCUCUCCCCGAGGAUCGCACGCUCUUCUCUUUCGAUAUAUUUCAUUCCACAGCGCGCGCGCGCGCGCGCACACACACACACACACACACACACACACACACACACACACAACCGUCAUUAGUUCGAUCGUUGUUAAAUAAAAAACUUCUUAUUAAAUCAUUCCUAUCGCUUCUGAAAGUGCCCGCAUGGAAAUUAAAUGAAACAUCGGAUGCAAAAGAUUGAACGAAUUUCGUGGUCUACGUGUAUUAAAGGUAUAUGGGUACCUGUAUAAAGUUUCUUCGCGUGUGAGACGCUGCGUGCCACGAAUAUCAUUUUUCUUCCCUUUUUAUUCGUCAUUAUGUAAUUUGUAUUUCACGCGGCGAUCUUGGUCCGCGUCGUCAUGGGAUGAGAGAGGUAUCUUGAAUCCCAUGGAAACACGAUCUUUCUUUCGAUACGCUUCGAACUGCGCGCGGUUUCAAGUCGGGAACCAAACGGAGCCAUUUGCGUUCGUAGAUUUAUUACUAUUCGAUUCCGUAAGGAUAAUUUGUCAGGUCGUUGUAAAAUUAAAAAGCGACAACAGCUUCAUUCUAACGCCUUAAGUUCCAAAUCGAACGACAAUACGUACGCUCUUCGGAAGGCUUUCUUUUGAUUAAAUAGUUACGCGAUCGAAGAUCCUUUCACUAAUCAUUCUAUAUUCAUCGUGAACGAGAGUUUGAGCCGAUAGAAUUGUAUUUCUAGAAUCUCAUGGGAAAAGAGAAUCGUGCGAACCAACGUUGACGUCCCAGUCGAGAGGUCGAAAUUAAUGGAGAAAAGUCGUAGUUCUCUAUUCCAGAAUCGGCGAUCGUUUCGUGUACCCUAACUCCGGUCGACGAUGUAUCCUCGAUCUUGCGCGUUGGGGUGGCCGGGUGCAUCGCGGCCAGGUAAGGGGCAGCUGUCCACCAGGUGCCAGACCACCCCUCCACGCACCUCCACCUUCGGGACGGUGGGGAUCCGCCCGGUCCCAUUGGAUGGCGGCUCGCGCGCGUUGCCACAAUACUCUCGCGCUCCGCGACAGAAAACAGUCAGUCGUCCCAGGGCGCUCGACGGGGCACGUAGGCGAUCCACGAUCUACGUGUUAGAUCGCCCCACUCGUCGGCGUGACACGCGGUCUUACUCGCAAUUCCCUUCUUCUCUCUCUCUUUCUUUCUCUGUCUUGGGUUUAGGGUUUCCACAGUGUGAACCCGGUGCAUCCACCCGCUAGACACGUCGCCGAAUGAAACGGCACAGUCGCGUCACAGGACGGGAAAGGAUUACGAAAUUCACGUUCAAUUCUCAUCAACUUCUGCAUCAGAUGUUCUUCGCGCUGAUCUUCGUUCAAGAGUAGUUUCACGAUUUUGACGAUCGAGUGGUGUGAAGGAGAAACGGAGGAAGUAAUCUCGUUUUCGCGAUCAGUGUCCGAAAGUGCGAUCUUCAGUGAGAGCCAUCGGAGUUAGGUUCGUUUGUCCUUCUACCGCCUAUCUCCAUUUGCACACCUGUAGUCGCGGCUUUUCGCGCCUGACUCUCGCGAGAGCAGCACGGCCACAUUUAUGGGGGUGUCCGGAGAGUGCGCGGUCAAGGGCAGCAAAAGCAGCCACCUCUGUCACUGCUGCAGCCACGUCGGCAGUUCCGGCGCGAGUGUGCAACAGCCGCAGCAACAACAGCAACCCUGCGACCCGUAUCACCACCAUCACCACCAGCACCACCAUCAUCACCAUCAUCAUCACCAUCACGGCAAGAACGCACCGCUAAGCGCGUCGCCGCAGCACAACAACAGCGGCGACAACAACAUCCUGGCACCGUUGCGCAGCAAGAUGAAAGUGCUCAAGAAGCUUAAGCGCAAGAUGGGUCUAGCGCCCAGGUCCUCGAACACGGGUACCAACAACCUGCCGCCGUUGACGUUUCACCACGUGCACGGUGACAACAUCAGGCUGUGCAAUGGCGGCACGAUCGCCCGGAGGCACGAGAGCUUUUGCAAGGGUGUCACCUUUAGCGCCAGGCCCGUGAGAGUGGGCGAGAAGGUCUGCGUCAAGUUCCUGGAGAUUUCCGACAACUGGAGCGGCGUGAUCCGUUUCGGCUUCACCAGCAACGACCCGAUCAAUCUGCGAAGCGGUUUGCCGAGGUACGCGUGUCCUGACUUGACGAACAAGCCAGGGUACUGGGCUAAGGCGCUCGCCGAGAGGUUCGCGGAGCGAGACACGGUACUGUUCUACUACGUCACGUCGGCCGGCGACGUGCACUUUGGCGUCAAUGGCGAGGAGAAGGGUCUCUUCUUCAGCGGCGUCGAGACCCGGGGCCCGCUCUGGGCCAUCAUCGACGUUUACGGCAACAGCACCGCGAUCGAGUUCGUCGACGCGAAUCGCCAGCAUUUCAACAACAUACGUAGGGGUGCCGAGCACAGCAACGAGGACAACGCGCAGCACAGCAGGCACUCGGCCAUGGACGACGCCAGCAAUGCCGGCCGAGACGUCGAAAGGAUCAUCGUGCCGUCUAUGCAGAACAUGUCGAUUCAUCACGAGCCUGACGUGGAACUACCCGGUCUUAGGUUUCAACCCCCUGGCGUCAUCUUCUCGUCUCUUCCCUUCCACUCCACUCGGGGCAGAAACAUCCGCUUCAGCAAUCAGCAGUGCGUGGCGACGCGCACGGACACGGAGUUCUGUCACGGCUACGCGUUCACGGGUCGGCCGUUGCUGUUGGGCGAGCGAUUGGUCGUGCAGAUCCUCUCGACGGAACCGAUGUACGUCGGUGCUCUCGCCCUAGGCUUGACCUCGUGCGAUCCGGCGCGACUCACGGCGGAGGACCUGCCGGACGACAGCGACUUGCUGCUAGAUCGUCCGGAGUACUGGGUGGUCUCCAAGGACGUGGCGUCGAGUCCACAGCCCGGUGACGAGAUCGCUUUCACGGUCACGCAUUACGGUGAAGUGCAGAUGAGCAAGAAUGGCGGCCCGCCCAACGUCGUUAUGCACGUCGAUCAGAGUCUUCAACUGUGGGCGUUCGUGGACGCCUACGGAAGCACUCAACGCGUCAGAAUGUUGGCCAGUAGACCGACCGCCUCACCGCCUCGGCAACGUCAGAGCAAUCCCUCGCCUGCUAACGUUGUUCAACAGCAACAGCAACAGCAACAGCAGCAGCAGCAGCAGCACUCCAAUCACAGCAACGCCGCAACGGAAUUGUCCAGAUUCUCCGAGUUGGUGCAGUUCAAGCCGGCGGUGGGCGGUGGAACAGUACUCGUUGUCAAUCUACCGCCUCAAGCUGGUUACCCGACACCACCUCCGCCUACGCCUCAACCAAUUUACGCUUCCGCGACGCAUAGGAAUCCGCCGGUGCAUCUCUCGUCGUCGUCGUCGGCGGCGGCGGCGGCGGCGGCUGCACCCGCGCCAGUCCCGCAUCCUGGAUCCUCUAGGCAAUCUUCGCCGCCGUUAACCGGAACGAUGGCCAGCACCGUCUCGACGUACGUCGAUCCGGUGACGUAUCAGAGCCUGGACGGUACCCUAACAUCGUCGCGCACAGCCUCGUCUCAUCUGCAACAGUGGAGCGAGGGUUUGCAGUCGACGUUGACCGGUCAGCCGAGCGAGUGCUACAUUUGUUACGAGCGUAACAUCGACAGCGUGCUCUAUAUGUGUGGUCAUAUGUGUAUGUGUUAUACAUGUGCGAUUCAACAAUGGCGUGGCAAGGGUGGCGGUCACUGUCCACUUUGCCGGGCACCGAUCCGCGACGUCAUCCGUAUUUACCGGUCCUGAACAGUUCGGGACUGACAGAGAAAGGGAGUGGGAAAGAGCGCGCGGACAUCUUCCCGGUUCCCAACGUCGUUGUCGUCGUCGUCAUCGUCGUCGCCGCCACCGCCACCGCCACCGCCACCGCGUUCAUCACCGUGCUUCCGUCGUCUUGGUUUCCUUCCGCAUCGAAUCCGCCGCGCUUCAUCGCCGUCGCGCUUCUCGCCCGCCUUCACGACCACCGGAACGAACGAACAAAUUAAUGCAAAAUCGAAGCAGAAUUCGUCACCUUCACACUGCCGUAUCUCUUUUCUAUUGAAACGCGAGGCAUGUUCCGACGAGUAAAACAAGUAGAUAAAAUGAAGAAUGAGACAUUUCCUGUGGGAUCCUCUGGGGGUCUGCGAAACAUAGAGUUGUGCUGAAUCGAAUAUUUAACGCUACUAAUAUUUGAGGCAGUUCGACGCUUUAGCGUGAUCGCGUCGCUGUCAAUUAACACGUUAAUGGGUGGACCAUCGCAUCAUGCACAAAGAAAGCAACAGAGCUUUCAAAAUCGCGAUCACUGCCACUAUUGUCGAUCGAGCGAGAAGGCGGAGAUGAAUUGCUCCUGAUACGAAUAAAAGAAAAAUAGAACAAGAAGGAGUGAGUGAGAGGGAGAGUGAGAGAGAGAGAGAAAGAGAGAGAGAGAGAAAUGAUAGCGAUAAAGAUUAUAGUUGGUCGAUUUUGCUUGUAUAUUGAUAUUCUGUCUGCCAAUCUCUAUUAUAAGUGAACGAAACGUGAAUGAAUGCGAACUGUGUGAUUGCGUCAUCGUCAAAAGAGAUCGAGUUUAGAUAUUUUCACAAGCGACAUAAUCGUCAUUAUACCAUUACCAAUUACUACCGCUCUAAACUAUCACUAUCACUAUUCUACUACUACUAUUACUACUACUAUUUACUACCGUACUAUUCUUCUAAUCUUUAAUUAUUAUUUUAUUAUUAUUAUUAAUAUUCUACCGCUACUAUUAAUUAUAUUAUUAUUAGUUUAUUCAUUGUAACUGUCUUUAAUUAUUCGCGAGUAGCUUUGUUUGCCACAACCGUUAUUAUUUUUGCGAUUUGCCGAUUAUAGUGAUGGUUGGUGAAUUAACAUAGUCACUAUCUCGUAGCGUGAUUAUUAUUUAAUGGACCGUGUGAUUACAUAGCGCAAACUUUCCGGUCGGACGCCUAGAAGAUCUGGAUAGCUUAAUCGCGUCUCCGGUCCUUCUUUCUAGGGCGAUCGUCGUCCUGACGAGAGCGUGAUUGAUUCCUAACAUUAUUCAUCCUCGAUUAUUUCUACAUCUUGAAUGAUAAUGUUUGAGCAUCCGUGAUCAUCGCCGAUCAUGUCAGGCAGGCUUUUACCAAAGAUCUUAAGCGUUUCCCGCCUGUUUUACCUGGCCUUCGUGACAUUUUAAAAUCGCAAAGCGAUUUCAACGGGCAUUCGCAUACAGGCAAAUUCUGACGAUGACAAUCUAGCCACCAACAUUUGUAUUGCCAGUAAUGUCAUCACGUUCUUAGCGUCCCAUAAUAUGGAUAUCGUUUAUACGCAGAUUGAUUAUACGCCUGACGACGAUCAGUAAGAGAGUUUUGGCCUUCGCGUAGCGAUCCUACAAAUGUAGAAUUCCACAAUACGCUGCGAAGCACUAUAGAAUCAAUUUGAUAGUUGAUUGCGAGCUCACUCAGCAAAGCCGUUUUUUAAUACUUUUCUAAUUCGACGGAACUUAGAACUAUAUUGGAAGAAUAUAGGUUCGUUCUGAACUCUGCCGCGUGGCUUUACCAUCAGCAAUUCGCGUUGACCCUUUGGUCGUGAAAACAAAAUGAGGACACGGUGUGGCAUUGAUUUUAUCCUCGGAUAACUCGAAAAUUCCUGUUAACCGUCGAGACAGUGUUUUACGCGCCUGGUAUGUCUCAUCGUGCGGUUGUAAAAGUUUUUUUUAUCUCGAAAAGAGAUGUUCUAGGCAAAGUUUACAUCUCUAAAUCUCUUUGCAAAUUCAUGUUUUUUUUUAACCAUUUAUGAAUGAGAACGACGUUGUCCUCGUCAGUUGACAUCGUAAGGAAUUGUCACUGUUUUAUUUUGUGAUUUAUCUCUCUAAGAAGAAGAGAGGAGAAUAAAUUUUUCAUAAUCCAGAGAAAACUUGAAACGACGAAACGAUUUCCCAACCAAAGGGGACGGCGUAUCAGGCCCUUUAAAGAACUAAUUUUUAAUGAAUACAAGAGCGAGGAAAAGAAGGAGGAGGAGGAGAAGCCUUCCUCUUCGAUUAUGUAAUAACAGAUGCGCAAUAAAGCGGUAGUGAAAAUCUCUAGUCCAGCGAGCGGCGGAUUUAAUCUGCCAAUCCAAAAAAUAUGAUGAAAAGAAUGAGGUAAGAAGCUUUUUCUUUUUUCUCUCUAUAAGUAAACGGAAGGGAGAGAAUAGGUAGGUACAGGGAAAGAGAGAGAUCGAAAAAUUUUAUAGAUAUGAAGAUAUGCAAAUUAUUGCGCGCGUCUGCCAGCGAAUGGCGCAUUCAAGAUUCUAUUAAAAGAAUUAUGUAACAAUAGAUUAUUAUUAUUCUAUUGAUAUGAUAGGCGCGACGAAAAAGAACUGUUUCAAAACGUCGCUGACGUUGCGACGAUAGAGCGAGAGGUGGAGAGAGAAAUAGAACAAGACGCAUGCUUGAUAUUAAUUACGACGAAUGUUUAUCAUUAUUGGCAUCGUUAUCGUUGUGAUCAGCGUGAUUAGUUGUCGUGUUAUUCUGUCGUCAGCUUGGCAGCAUCUCGAUCAUAUCGCUCUAUAUUUCUACUUCGAUUUACUAUCGCCCUUAUUAUUAUUAUUAUUGUACGAUUAUGUAACUAACAACUGUUUAAUUCGGGAUUACUCGGGGUGCUUAGUACGUCCACGCGCGCGAAAGAGAGAAAGAGAAAAUGUUUCUUUCUUUUGUCUCUUCUUUCCAAUAUUCUUCUCUUUUUAAAUUUCUCAUGUAACUCAGCGUUAACGCGCACAAGUACAGAACUGUUCACAAUUUUUACAUCAUACUUUACUACACUCGAAAGACGAAAUAUAAACAAAAGUUUUACGCGCUAUGCGAGAGUUUCUCCGACUGUAAUGUGAAGAUGCCGACGGAAAUUUAUACAUAUGUAAUAUAAUUCGCGCAGCCGCGUGCUGUUCCACACAAUAAAAAGCCUAUAAUAUCUA
Molecule: messenger RNA, 8418 nt
Organism: Solenopsis invicta (red fire ant)
Lineage: Eukaryota; Metazoa; Arthropoda; Insecta; Hymenoptera; Formicidae
Gene: neur
Product: protein neuralized
Molecular function (GO): ubiquitin protein ligase activity
Source: RefSeq, a predicted model, not a curated record